Molecule: messenger RNA, 1674 nt
Organism: Penicillium concentricum
Lineage: Eukaryota; Fungi; Ascomycota; Eurotiomycetes; Eurotiales; Aspergillaceae
Gene: gmdB
Product: general amidase GmdB
Exons: 5
Coding region: 1-1674 (557 amino acids)
Source: RefSeq, a predicted model, not a curated record
AUGACAUCCGAAACACCCUUCAGCAACUGGCAAGACCUCGUCGCCGCCAAACGCCAUGAUUGCGAGCAGAAAAUUCCCCGGGAAUGGCUUCUGAGCGCGAACCAUCUGGCGCUCGCGCAGGAAUCCCCGCGUUUACUUGAUAUUGAUCUUCCUCGUCGCUGUGGUCUGCUCUCCGAGGUCGAAUUGGAUCUGACGGAAAAUUAUACCGCGAGUCAGCUAUUGGUCAAAUUGGGUUCGGGGCAGGCCAGUUCGCUGGCUGUUACAACGGCAUUCUGUAAGAGGGCUGCUAUUGCGCAGCAGGUUAUCUCUUGUCUCACGGAGACCUUCUUCCCCCAGGCGCUGGAGCGUGCUAAGUACCUGGAUGAUUAUCUCCAGCGGGAGGGAAAGCCCAUUGGUCCCCUACAUGGUCUGCCGAUUAGCAUAAAAGACAGUUUCUGUGUCGAGGGUGUGCAGUCAACAAUUGGAUAUGUCGAAUUUCUCAAGAACGAACCCGCGAAGACGAACUCAGCGCUAGUGAAGAUGCUGCUGCAACUUGGCGCGGUGUUAUACGUGAAGACCAACAUCCCACAGACAAUGAUGACAGCAGAUUCGGAGAAUAACAUCUUCGGCCGCACCCUCAAUCCACACAAGACAACCCUAACAGCCGGCGGAUCCAGCGGCGGCGAGGGUGCACUAGUAGCAUUCCGAGGAUCGAUUUUGGGCGUGGGGACCGACAUCGCUGGCUCGAUUCGCAUUCCCGCGCUAUGCUGCGGCGUGUACGGUUUCAAGCCAACAAACGACCGUAUCCCCUUCGGUGGACAGGUCUCUGGGGCCGUGAAGGGGAUCCCGGGACUUGUUCCAGCCGCGGGUCCGCUAGCACAUAGCAUCGCCGAUCUCAAGCUGCUGAUGAGUUCCGUCGUUGCCGACGGCCAGGCGUGGAAGUAUGACUCUGCUGCCAUUGGGGUCCCAUGGCAAGCCAUCCCUUCUGGUAUCAAUUCCAGUGGAAGCUUGACUAUUGGCGUGCUUGCUGAAGAUGAACAUUUCCCGCUCCACCCGCCUGUCAAGAGGGCUCUAGAUCGGGCGGUUGAGGCUUUGACGCGCGCAGGACAUCGUAUUGUCCGACUUGGCAGUGAGGAUGAAGCACACAGCUUAGCCUAUGCGUCGCGUCUUGCGUUUCAGUAUUUCAUGUACGGCCCGCGCAAGGAUCUUAUUGCGGCCAGUGGCGAGCCCGCUGUGACUUCAGUUGCUAAGGCUGCGUCACCGAUGUUCGCUGGCCCGCUCCCUGCCCAGCAAGGCCUAGAAACGUUCGAUACCAUCAAGACAUUGUAUGAGGCUCGCCAGCGGGUUCAUGAUGCCUGGAGGCAGACAUGGGUGGAUCAGAAGCUUGAUGUGAUUCUGGCUCCUGGAGCUCAGAGUACAGCUGUGGUCCACGAUAUGUAUGGAUGGCCUUCUUAUACGGUGAUUUGGAACGUCUUGGAUUAUCCCGCAUGCAUAAUUCCAUUUGGAAAAGCGUCCAAAGAGCUUGAUCCCGAGCCUAUGAUAACAGAUGCUGAUACGCAGCCGGACUAUCAUCCCGAUGAGGUAGAUGGUGCGCCAUGUGCUAUCCAGGUCGUCACACCGCGCUUCCAAGAUGAGAAGUGCUUGUGGGCAGCGGAUAUCAUUGACCGGGCAUUGGCCGUUUAUGGCAAAGAAUAA